GGAAGGGAACUUUGCAGUUUUUUUCAACGACUUUCCCGCGACGAUCACGGCAGUUGACAGCAGUUGGCAUUACUUUCUUUCUUGGGACUCUUUAUAUAAACGCAUUGGAACAUUGAAAGAAUCAGACGGGCGGAUCGCUACCACAUUUAUCCCUGCAACUUGACAAAGAACCACUGCAAACAUGGCGGCUAUAGAUAUUGACGUAACGCAACUCAAUCCUCUAUCCCCAGAAGUCAUUUCUCGACAAGCUACCAUCAAUAUCGGUACCAUCGGGCAUGUAGCUCACGGAAAGUCAACUGUGGUAAAAGCUAUAUCUGGUGUGCAAACGGUCCGUUUCAAGAACGAACUCGAGCGAAACAUUACCAUCAAGCUGGGUUAUGCCAAUGCAAAGAUCUUCAAAUGCGAUAGCGAAGCAUGCCCACGUCCGGGAUGUUAUCGAUCGUACCGUAGUGAUAAGGAGGAGGGAUUCCCCUGUGAUCGGGUGGGGUGCAUGGGAAGAAUGAGACUACUAAGACAUGUGUCGUUUGUCGACUGUCCGGGACACGAUAUUCUUAUGGCUACUAUGCUGAACGGAGCAGCAGUCAUGGAUGCUGCGCUGCUCCUGAUCGCUGGAAACGAAUCUUGUCCCCAACCACAAACUUCUGAACACUUGGCCGCUAUCGAGAUUAUGAAGCUGCAGCAUAUUCUCAUCCUACAAAACAAGGUUGACUUGAUCAAGGAAUCCGCUGCAGAAGAACAUCACGAGAGCAUCUUGAAGUUUGUAAAAGGCACUGUUGCAGACAGUGCUCCGAUUAUUCCCAUUUCUGCGCAAUUGAAGUACAACAUUGACGCCAUCAAUGAAUACAUUGUCAAGAAAAUCCCCAUCCCAAUCCGUGACUUUACCGCCGACCCACGAUUGAUUGUCAUUCGUUCAUUUGAUGUGAAUAAACCAGGUGCAGAAGUGGCAGACCUCAAGGGAGGAGUCGCAGGUGGAUCGAUUUUGUGUGGUGUGCUUAAAAUCGGUGACGAGAUUGAAGUUCGUCCUGGAAUUGUCAGCAAGGAUAGUGAUGGAAAGGUGCGAUGCAAGCCAAUCUACUCUCGAAUUGUGACACUGCUGGCAGAGACCAAUGAGCUUAAAUUUGCGGUACCUGGUGGAUUGAUUGGUGUGGGUACAAGAAUUGAUCCCACUCUCUGCCGUGCCGACCGUCUCGUCGGCCAAGUCCUUGGUGCAGUGGGCAAAUUGCCAGCGAUCUACACCGAGCUAGAGAUUAACUACUUCCUUUUGCGGAGACUUCUCGGUGUGAAGUCCGAGGACAAGAAGCAAACCAAGGUCCAAAAGCUCAGCCGACAUGAAGUUCUCAUGGUGAACAUUGGUUCUACCUCAACGGGUGGACGUGUGUUGAGCGUAAAGGCGGACAUGGCCAAGAUAUUAUUGAACACCCCGGCUUGCACUGAGAUUGGAGAGAAGAUUGCAUUAUCUCGUCGUAUCGAGAAGCACUGGCGAUUGAUUGGAUGGGGUACCAUUCGACGCGGAGUGACCAUUGAACCUGAACCACGCUAAUGUGCACUUUCCUCUUUAACCGUUUUCUGUGUAUACGUUUGUAUGUAGAUCGAGGAGUGGGAGAGCGGGGGGGCUGGUGGAUAUGAGGGGGUUCUGGCUGUUGCGGACACACGCCCUGUAUAAUAGUCUUUACCUUUCACAGCGGAAUGGAAUGAAAUUUUAAUGGGCUCAUUGCA
This is a messenger RNA of Spizellomyces punctatus DAOM BR117, 1716 nucleotides long. RefSeq names its product eukaryotic translation initiation factor 2 subunit gamma. The record is from RefSeq and is a predicted model, not a curated record. The coding region runs from base 182 to 1540 and encodes 452 amino acids. The transcript has 6 exons. Gene Ontology annotation, molecular function: GTP binding; GTPase activity; translation initiation factor activity. Gene Ontology annotation, cellular component: eukaryotic translation initiation factor 2 complex; cytosol. NCBI's taxonomy places the organism in Eukaryota, Fungi, Chytridiomycota, Chytridiomycetes, Spizellomycetales, Spizellomycetaceae. Gene Ontology annotation, biological process: formation of translation preinitiation complex; positive regulation of translational fidelity.